AUGAACGCUAUCUGUAGUCUAUUUGGAGAACAUCGUCGAAGUCGCAUGUUUUUUGUGCCCGCUCACAGCUUACGCUCUGUGUUCUGGUGUUCUUUAAUUGAAAAGCAACCUUUAGCCACAAUAUGUAAGUUCAGUAGGGGUGUUUUGAAAACAUUAAUUUUAAAUCAGCAUGCUAAGUCGUAUUUCGAGAUGUAUUGUGGUAAAAUCAUUCAAAAAAAUUACUCUAAAUCAAUAAAUUUAAUAUUUGCGGCUAAAUAUUCGCGUAGAAGUGCGAAAAAUACGACAACAUACAAAUUAAUUAAGUCGAAUGGUAUUGACGCAGAUAUUGACAAUGGAGAACUGGACAACAACCCAAAUUGGGAAUUAUUUGGACCAAGAGGAUUUAGAUUUUAUUUGCCAGGGAGUAUAGGACCUGGGUGGUUAGAUCAAUCGACUACUGCUCAAGUUGAAACUCGGUCCAUUUUGAUACCGAGAAACAAAGAAGAGUGUGAUGAUGGAGAUGAUUUUAAUAGUCUUGAAAUUAACGACAUGAUAAAUGUUGGUAAAACUAAAAAUAAUAAACUUAAACGAGUGAGACGGAAAAGUCAUCAAAAUCAGCCUAUUUUACACUGCAUUGCACAAGAAUGCCCCAUGUUACUGAGAAAAGGUAUUCAAGAACUUUUUCCAAGUUGCAUCGAAGUUGCCUCACCACAUCUUACUAUUGUUACUAUCACACAGAAGUUGAGUCCUAGGAUGAUGCGAUGGAGCAAAGAAAUUGAGACUGAAAAAUUAGCUAAAUUCUUUCUCCUUGCUGCUUCUGAUAUUUGUACUAAACUGAAAAUGUUUGGAUACUGGGCUGAUUUCAUAAAUCCAUUCAGUGGUCAGCCUUACUUAAAUCCUCAUAAAACCGGUGUAUUGUACAAAACAGAUGAGCGUUUUCGUUGCUUGGGCUUUAAGGUUCAUCGGAACAAUAACUGCAAAAUAAUUAUGCAUGAAAACAAAGGCUCUGAAUUUAUCGGUAAGUUUUUUUGUUUUUUUAAAUUAUUUAUUUAA
Molecule: messenger RNA, 1032 nt
Organism: Cotesia congregata
Lineage: Eukaryota; Metazoa; Arthropoda; Insecta; Hymenoptera; Braconidae
Source: the annotation of a GenBank genome assembly